This is a messenger RNA of Rhinocladiella mackenziei CBS 650.93, 876 nucleotides long. RefSeq lists its product as uncharacterized. The transcript has a single exon. Gene Ontology annotation, molecular function: oxidoreductase activity. The record is from RefSeq and is a predicted model, not a curated record. NCBI's taxonomy places the organism in Eukaryota, Fungi, Ascomycota, Eurotiomycetes, Chaetothyriales, Herpotrichiellaceae. Bases 1 to 876 code for a protein of 291 amino acids.
AUGCAAAUCAAAGACCGGACAUUCAUUGUCUCUGGCGGUUCCAGCGGCCUCGGGCUCGCCACCACCAUCCUCCUCUUACAAAACGGUGCCAACGUAUCGAUUCUCGAUCUCAAUCCUCUCCCCGAUUCCUCUCAACUCGAUUCCUCGAAAAUACUCUUCACCCCGACCAAUGUCGCGUCCACUGAAUCAUUACGAGCCGGGCUGAAGAAUACACUAGAGUGGAUCCAGGAAACAACCUCAAAACCGCUCUCCGGGGCCAUUUGUUGCGCUGGCAUUGGCACGGCGGCAUUGUCACUCCCCAAACAAGACCCCUCUGCGACGCAUGACACUGUCAAGUACAUGGACAUGGCUGUUUUUGACCGGACACUGGCAAUCAAUCUUCGAGGCACGGUGGAUUUGAUCCGCCUAACGCUCCCGCACAUGGCCCUCAAUGAACCGUUCGGCCCCGACGGAGAGCGCGGCAUCGUGAUUGUGGUCUCUUCUGUCGCCGCAUACGAAGGUCAGGUUGGCCAAUUAGCUUACAGUGCAAGUAAAGGUGCCGUUCGCAGUAUCGUCCUGCCAUUGGCUCGGGAAUUGGGCCAGAGAGCCGGGAUUAGGGUCAUGGGGAUCGCGCCAGGAGUUUUCCAAACCGGAAUGACCAUGCCGCCCAAGAAAAAACAACCAAAUGCGCCUGCUAAGAAAGAGGGCGAGGAGAAGAAACAGAAACGGAGCACCGGAGCACGCGCUGGUAUAAACCCGGAAAUGAUCCAGUAUCCCGCACGGAUGGGUCGUGGAGACGAAUUUGCCCGACUAGUCAAGGAGAUCGUUGAGAACCCGAUGCUCAAUGGGGGAGUUAUACGACUUGAUGGCGCAGUGAGGAUGCCGAGUCGACUAUGA